GAGAAAACCUACUCGAAUCCUGAACACAAGUUGAUUUCUGACAAUUGGGAAAUUUAAAGUUAUUGUUACAAUACACCGUAAACGAGUGAUUGACUUUAAAUUAGUUGAAUUAUAAAACGUGACUACUUUACGUAAAUAAUUAUAAAUAAAAUAUAAAGCUCGGUGGAUCCAGUUGGAAAUUUUAUUAUAAAGAUAUUAGUUAAUCAUAAAUUAUUGUGGUAAUUGCAGGCUUUAUUUGUUUGAAUAAGAAACGGAACCGAUUUUAUCUACUAUAACUAUACCUUAAUGGAGCCUCCAUGUUCAUUUCAUCCUUGUGAUGAAGCGGUAAUUGCAACAAACGACGAUGCUAGCGACUGUAAACGCUGCGCUGUACGUUUGGGUUAUUGGAAGGACGAAUAUAUUGGUUAUUUUGUACGCAACCAAGACCGCAAAGCACCAGAAAUAAAUCGAGGAUAUUUUGCUAGAGUCAAGGGCGUUGAGAUGUGUGUAGAGAAGUUCCUGAAGAAAACCAAUGGAGAUUGUCAAAUAAUUAACCUUGGCUGUGGUUUUGAUACACUAUAUUUUCGUUUGCGUGAUACUUCCCAUCAAGUGAAGAAUUUUAUUGAACUAGAUUUUCCCACAGUAACGGCACGUAAGUGUUAUACGAUUAAACGUAACAAAGCUUUGCUGGCCAAGAUUCACGAUGAAGAUGGCGAAGUAAGAUUAAGUCCAACGGAUAUGCAUGGACCUAGCUAUCAUUUGAUGGGUGUAGAUUUGCGUAAUCUUGAUGAACUUGACAAUAAGCUGCAACAGGCUGAAGUGAAUUAUUCACUGCCCACAAUCUUUCUGGCCGAAUGUGUGCUAGUCUACAUUGAAAUGCAGAAUUGCAAAAAUUUGCUCAAAUGGAUUUCCAAUAAAUUUACCAAUGCAGUUUUUGUCAAUUAUGAGCAGGUCAAUAUGAAUGAUCGAUUUGGUGAAGUUAUGUUGAAUAACUUGCGUAGUCGAGGGUGCAGCCUAGCUAGUGUAGAGGCGUGUGUUUCGUUAGACACGCAAGUAAACCGAUUUUUAGAAUGUGGUUGGACCGGUAGUCGCGCAUGGGAUAUGGUACAGGUUUAUCAAAGUCUACCUGAAGCGGAGAGACAACGCAUUGAACGUAUUGAAAUGCUCGACGAAGGUGAACUCUUAUUGCAACUUUUUCAACACUAUUGUCUCGUAGUAGCCUGGAUUGGUGAACUGUUUCAGGAUAUUGAAAUUACGGUUGAAAAACGUAUGUCUUGGUUAAACAUCGAAUAAAGACUGGAAUAACGGGCUCGACAGGCUGUUGGUAAUAAUGGACGGCUGCAGUGCAAACAUAGCCAAUAUUGGCUAUAAGACUGUUAUAAGAUGAACUUUAGUUCUAUUUUCCAAAUAAUUUUAUACAAAUUUUCGGAUUAUUGCUGUGAAAUUUUGGAUUUAACAAACAAAUUGCAAAUACUUCUGUUUUGCUUCUACUUAAAUCGUAAAUACACACAAGAGCAUAGUUUGUAUUUCUUUUUAGCUUAUUUUGUUAUUUUAUAUAUAACCCGAACCACUUUGAAAAAAGUACAUAGUCUCCAUAUAUAUAUAUAUAUAGGUAACAUAAAAUUUCACGAUCAUGAUGACGUAAUUUUUUGUGCACUUACCAAAAAAAAAAAA
Molecule: messenger RNA, 1653 nt
Organism: Glossina fuscipes
Lineage: Eukaryota; Metazoa; Arthropoda; Insecta; Diptera; Glossinidae
Product: leucine carboxyl methyltransferase 1
Exons: 4
Coding region: 286-1272 (328 amino acids)
Biological process (GO): C-terminal protein methylation
Cellular component (GO): cytosol
Molecular function (GO): protein C-terminal leucine carboxyl O-methyltransferase activity
Source: RefSeq, a predicted model, not a curated record